AUGCUCCAUGACGGCAAGCACUGCGAUGUGCUCUGCUGCCGGCGAGGUCAAAACCUCUACGUGUCGAUGCACCGCCGGCACUACCGCUGGGCUGUGUCCUGUAGGCGGGGCUUGUGGCUCUCCGACCCGAACCUGCAAGGCCGGGACCGCCAGGGUGACGCGCCGAGGGAGCCAGCGCCCGCGUUCUCGCGGGCCGCGGGCAUCGGGUACAACCUCGGCAAGAGCCUCGGGAGGGGCUCCUGGGGGCGCGUGCUGGCCGCCCGCAGCGGCAACCAGCGGCGCACCGCGGUGAAGAUCAUCCCCCUGUGCCAGGAGAGCCGCCAGCAGAAGGCGAGGAGGCAGAUCCACGAAGAGGUGCGCAUCUGGGCGCGGAUCGGAAGGCAUCCACACUGCGUCGAACUCUACGAGGUCUAUGCGGACUACAGACUGAUAUACAUGGUCAUGGAGCGCUGCGAGGCGGCCCUCGUGCACAGGCUUACCCACAUGCAGUACAUGGGCGAGUGCGAGAUCGCCCGCGUCUUCCUGGAGAUGGCACUCGCCGUGCAGCACCUGCACAGUCUACGGAUCGUGCACCGCGAUAUCAAGAGCGACAACUACUUGUUUGCGACCGGAGGCACCGUGAAGCUCUGCGACUUCGGCUUCGCUGCCCAGCUGCCCUGGAGCGGGCGGCUGCUCUACGGGUGCUAUGGCACGGCGCCCUACAUGUCGCCGGAGAUGGUGCGCAACGAGGGUCACUCUCUGAGCACAGACGUGUGGUCGCUCGGGGCGACGGCGUACGUCCUGCUGUACGGGGACUUCCCGUACCAGCCGGCCGUUCUGAAUACUUGCGAGAUGAAGGCGGCCAUCAGCACCGGCUACCCCCGUCCGCGGUACCGGCGGCGGAAUUUGGAGGUCGGGGACCCGUCAGCGGCCGCCGCGGGCUUCGUCGGCAGCCUGCUGGCGCGCAGGGCAAGCAGCCGGCCGUCCGUGGCGGAGGCCCUGUCGCACCCCUUCCUGCAGCCGAAGCCGGCCACGCCGGCCGCCACGACCAGGGAGCCUUCCCUGGUGCCAGUGAUCCACCGCGCCCGCAUGACGACGCUGCAGUUCGAGGCCCAGGCGGCCGAGCGAUACAGGGGCGAGCACUGGUCAGCGGAGGAACCCCGAAACGGGGGAGGGGGAGGAGGACCCCCCGUCCUUCUCAGGGCUCCCGGUCCUUCUCCGACUCGAACCUGGUCGACGAGGCGCAGGAGGAAUCCGGCGACGAGGAAGGCAACCAGCACGGAGCGCAUUGCCACGACCAGCAGCCCAAGCAGCUGUUCCGCAAGAGGCCCAGGUCCCACGAGGCCGCGGCCUCGCUCUCGACGGCGUUCACAGGCCACAACCCUCCCGCGAGCUCGCUCUCGACGUCGUUUACAGUCCACUCCGCCCAGAGCCUCCCGAGCUUCGGCACCCGCAACCUCGAGGAGCUGUUCUUCGACGCGUGAGCGCCGGGGGGCGGGGCCGGGGAGCAGUGAUCACGAGCAUGCCACUGCGGAGGUCCUCUCCGAAUUUCUUGGAUUGACGCCGGGCCCUCGUGGCGGCGAGUCUGGCGCCGCCCCCGGCGCGCUCCGCGCGCCAGGGAGGGGGGCCCAGCGCCGAUCCAGAGGAUCUGCGCGAGCCUCCGAAAGUUUUGGUGCUCGUGCUGACUUUUCGUAUUCUAGGAGAGCCCCCCCCUCCUGUUGCUCGCAGCGACGGCGCCGCUUUUCGGGAGGGAGGGAGAUAAUCAAGGGGAGGGUGUUGGAAAGGGCCACAAGAGCCACCGCUGUACAGAUCUCUGGGCGCAACUUGCCACAAGCCGCAAGUUGUUCUCACCAGCGUUUAAUCUUGCGUAACUUUCGACGUUGCCCCAACGAGCCGAUCGGCUUGACGCAGAAACGCCGCUAA
Messenger RNA from Prorocentrum cordatum, 1902 nucleotides. NCBI's taxonomy places the organism in Eukaryota, Dinophyceae, Prorocentrales, Prorocentraceae. The record is from the annotation of a GenBank genome assembly.